UCAAAAGCUCCACUACCAAAUGUGAAACAUCUGCUAGGAAGAAGGUCUCGUGAAACUCACCAGGGACCCCAGUGCCCAUUUACCAAACAUUAGAAAGACUCGACAUAAUCUUCUGUUAAACGUGUGGAAUGGAAUGGCGUAUUUUAUCUUCUCAUCGCCAUCACCAACCAAUGUCGUAAUUUGGUGACCAUUCUUAGUCAAUGAUAACAUGAUCAAUCCCAGCACUAUAGCUUACCAUCUUUAAAUUAUUCGGAUCCUCUUCAGGAUUGCAAUUGCCUGCAACAAUGGAUUCGAGCACAAACGAAGUAGCGCAUGAGUAUCUUCCAUAUUUUCGUGCCUACAAAGAUGGACGAGUGGAGAGAUUCUUUGGCUCCGAUAGAGUUCCUGCAUCGAUUGAUGGUUCUCAGAACGGUGUCUGCUCCAAAGAUGUUGUUGUUGUUUCAGAAACUGGGCUGUCAGCACGUAUUUUUAUCCCAGCAGGCGCGACUAAACCAGGCCAAAAGCUGCCUCUCGUGGUUUACUAUCACGGCGGAGGCUUCUUCAUGGGCACACCAUUUUGCUCCGUUUAUAACAACUUUGUAUCCUCUCUAGCCGCCAAGGCUAAUGCCAUCGCCGUCUCCGUCGAUUACAGAUUAGCCCCAGAACACUAUGUCCCCGUAGCUUACGAAGAUUCAUGGGCUGCACUUAAGUGGGUGGCUUCUCAUUGCAAUGGUGAAGGCCCUGAAGCUUGGCUGAACAACUACGCUGAUUUUCACAGAGUUUUUCUUGCUGGGGAUAGCGCUGGAGGCAACAUGGUGCACAACAUGGCCAUCCAAGCAAGUGUUGAAAACCUAAAUGGAGUGAAAUUGUCAGGAAUUUGCUUGAUUCAACCAUAUUUCGGCAGGCAAGACGGUGGUGUUGAUAAGUGCUGGACUUUCGUCUGUCCAACCACAAGCGGGUCCGAUGAUCAUAGAAUCAACCCAAGUGUUGAUUCGAGGUUGUCGAGCCUGCGUUGCAACAGGGUGCUAAUUUGUGUUGCUGAGAAGGAUAAUUUGAAAGAGAGGGGUUUGUUUUAUUCAGAGACAUUGAGAGACAGUGAAUGGGUUGGAGAAGUAGAGAUUGCGGAGACAGAAGGAGAAGACCAUGUGUUUCACUUGUUCAAUCCGAAUUCUGAAAAGGCCAUGGCCUUGCUGGAAAAAAUAGCUUUGUUUAUAAAUCAACACAAUGCUGGUUGAUUUACAUCAAACACUUUGUAUUGCUCAGCUCUUCUUUCAUGAUUUCAAAGCAAAUAAAAAAAUAUUCAGUUCUUGUUUC
Molecule: messenger RNA, 1293 nt
Organism: Pistacia vera
Lineage: Eukaryota; Viridiplantae; Streptophyta; Magnoliopsida; Sapindales; Anacardiaceae
Product: probable carboxylesterase 5
Exons: 1
Coding region: 285-1214 (309 amino acids)
Molecular function (GO): hydrolase activity
Source: RefSeq, a predicted model, not a curated record